AUGGACAUGGUCCCGCCUAUGAUCCAAUUCGUUGAUCUUGCUCGCUCUAAGGGAGUCCAGCGAUUUGUGCUCGUCAGUGCCAGUAAUAUUGAGAAAGGCGAUCAUUCGAUGGGCCAGGUCCACGCCUAUCUAGACUCUCUACCAGGAGUUGAGUAUGUGGCACUGAGACCCACGUGGUUCAUGGAGAAUCUAUUGGAAGACCCCCAACGGACAUGGAUCAAGAACGAGAGUCAAGUAGUAUCAGCGACGGGAGAGGGCAAGAUCCCAUUCAUCUCAGCCGAUGACAUUGCCUCCGUUGCUUUCCAUUGCUUGACAGAAUGGGGCUCACACAAGACAGAAUACAUCAUUCAAGGCCCAGAGCUCCUCUCAUAUGGGCAGGUUGCGGAGAUUCUCACCUCGGUCCUCGGCAAGAAAAUCACCCAUUACAGUUUGUCGGAAGCAGAAUAUACCAAGGUUCUGGUUGACGAAAUUGGAAUGCCUGCAGACUUUGCAGCUAUGUCUUCUGCGAUGGAAGUUGAUGUCAAAAAUAGCCCCCAGGAAACUCUCAACGGUUCUGUUGAAGAGGUGACGGGGAAUCCGCCAAGGUUUUUCAAGGCCUUUGCAGAGCACGAGAAGCAACAAUGGGCAUAG
This is a messenger RNA of Penicillium psychrosexuale, 630 nucleotides long. RefSeq lists its product as uncharacterized. The transcript is spliced from 3 exons. Lineage: Eukaryota; Fungi; Ascomycota; Eurotiomycetes; Eurotiales; Aspergillaceae. The coding region runs from base 1 to 630 and encodes 209 amino acids. The record is from RefSeq and is a predicted model, not a curated record.